AUGCACGUAACUUUCGUUCCAGGAGAAAUACAAGAUUUAUGGGAUAAUUGGGGUCUGGAAAUGCUUGUGCUAUUGAGUUUCACCAUGCAAGUGAUCCUCACAGUGUAUGGAAGCCGCAGAAAGGACAUCCCAGGUUUGAGGACAAGGUUCACAGUUUGGUUCACCUAUUUGCUGUCUGCUUCCCUUCAAAAAAUCAUCACAGGCAAGCUUACAGUAAUACCUGAAAGUGAUCCAAACGAACGCAACAUAGGACGUGAAGUGAAGGCACUGUUUGCACCAUUGCUUCUGGUGCAAAUUGGAAAUCCAGAUGCCAUAACUGCAUACUCAAUUGAAGAUAACAGAUUGGGGCUGAGGCAGUUGCUCACCCUUGUUCUCCAAGUAGCUGUGGUGAUUUGGAUAAUCAUAAAGAGUUGGACACAUUCACAACUCUCUUUUCUGUACUUGCCAUUACUUGUAUCUGGACUAAUCAAGCAUGGAGAAGUUGUUUGGGCUCUAAAGUCAGCACUUACUAAAGGAUCAGGCAUAAUCACCAUUCAAGAGAUUGACCAAGAAGCCAACAUGCCUGCUUUAUUCAGAUGCCUUCCUGAGGAUAUUCCAAACAUAGAGUUGAUUCUAAAGGCUUAUUACCGCUUUAUCUCAUUGAAGCCUCAUCGUGAGCACUGGCUCUACCAGCCUCUAUACGAAUCACUACCCCAUAUGUCUAUAGAUGAAUAUGCUCCAGAAGACAUCUUCCACAUCACAGAUGCAGAACUGAGCUUCAUGUACGAUGUGUUGUACACCAAGUCACCUAUAAUCUAUACCAAAGCAGGUUGUAUUCUUCGUGUCCUAAGCUUUUUCAAUUUAGUUCUAACGUUGUGUGGAUUCUCAGUCUUAUUUAGGCAAGAAUUUUCACGCCAUUGGAAAGCAUGUUUUAUAGUUGGGGUGUUAGGUGGAGCAGUUCUCAUGGAGGCAUACCAGAUUGCACAAUUACCCUUCUCAGAUUGGGCCAUAAUUCAAAUGAUCAAGCACAAAGAUCUUCCAUUCAUGAUUCCAUGCCUGAGAAUUCUCGGACCGAGAGCCAGGAGUUGGAAAAGGUGGUCAAACUCAUUGCCACAGUUCAACUUGUUAAGCUUUUGCAUUCAUGACAAACCAAUAAGGUGUGGAAAAAUUCUAAAAUUCCGUGGCAUUGACAUGGAGUUGAAAAAGAACAGGUGCAGGACACGCAUAGAAUUUCCCCCAGAACUGAAAGCUCUGAUGGUUCAAGAAAUGAAAGAGAUUGAUGGAGUCAGAAGACUGAAGCACUUCAACCAACGGGGAGAAUGGUCACUCGGCAGGUAUGGCUCGCUCAACGACAUCAAAUGGAGUGUUAAACGAGACUUCGACAAGAGCAUUGCUAUAUGGCACAUUGCAACAGACAUAUGCUACUAUUCAGAUGCUCAUGCCAAUGCCUCAAGCCCCAAAAUCAAAAUGGCCAGAUUAUUGUCCAAUUACAUGAUGUACCUCCUAGCUAUGCGCCCUCACAUGCUGUCCACCACCACUGCUAAGAUAAUAUUUCAACACGCCUGUGAUAAAUUGAAGGGUUUGACGGUAGACAAAGAACAAUGUGUGAAAGAUGAAAAAGAAGCAUGUAGGAUUUUGAGAACGGAAAGAGUUCCCCAGGAUUUAAAUUCUGAGAGGAAAUCAGAAACUGUUGUGACAUCAAAAUGGAACAUGCUUAGGGAUGCUCAGAGACUGGGUAGGAAUUUGAUGCUAAGGGAGAACAGAUGGCAGAUCAUAUGCAGUGUGUGGGUGGAGAUGUUGUGUUAUGCUGCAGCUAAUUGCUCAACAGAUUAUCAUUCUGAACAAAUAAGGAGAGGUGGAGGUUUGGUAACACAUGUUUGGAUUCUUUUAGCUCACAAGACUGAUAAAUAUCACAUCAGUGACUAG
Molecule: messenger RNA, 1905 nt
Organism: Vigna unguiculata (cowpea)
Lineage: Eukaryota; Viridiplantae; Streptophyta; Magnoliopsida; Fabales; Fabaceae
Source: RefSeq, a predicted model, not a curated record